GCGCACACAGCCGAAAAACCAAAGAUUUUUCACUGCUGAAGGAACGGAAAUACGUCAUAAGUGCUUCCUGGGUUGAAGCCGGUAAGAUGGCGGCGGACACGCAGGUACAAGACACGCUGAAAAAAUUUGCUGCAAAAGUGACAACAUCCAGUGUUAAGGAGCGCAAAGAAAUCCUAAGUGAACUAAAGACUUGCAUUUCAGGAAAAGAUCUGCCUGAGGCAGCAGUUAAGGGUCUAUGUAAGCUGUUUUGUUUAACUCUGCACCGUUAUAGAGAUGCAGCCUCUCGAAGAGCUUUGCAGUCUGCUGUCCAGCAGUUGUUGGAAUCUCAGCCAGAAGUAACAACUAAAAACUUAUUGCAGUCACUACAGUCUUUUGGAUUUGGAGCCCGGAAUGCAGAGCCUAGUAAGAGCACUGGAUCAGCUGCAGCUUUGGCAUUAUCCUGGACAUAUGUGGUUGUCAGGGUUGCAUUUGCCAAUAAGGAGAGGCAACAGGGGGAAACAUGGAAGAAACUGGUGGAAUGUCAGUCAUUUUUGUUGAUGGAGAUACUUGGAGGCUUGCACAAACAUGCUGUUGAUGGGUCAGUGAGGAAGAUGAACAAUUUGUGGAAGGAGAAUUCUGGUCUUGUUGAAAGGCAUCUGGACACAGUUCUCAGCCUGGAGCCCAACCAGUACUUAGCUGGUAUUCUUGGUCUUGCCGUACAGUUCUGCAUGAAGCAGAAGGAGAUGGAAGUGCUUAAUAAAUGCAGGAACAACCUUUUAGAUUUCUACGUAAAGACCAUUCUUAUGAGUAAAGGAAAACCUCCGAAAUACGUGCUUGAUAGCUGUGUUCCAUUACUGCAGCCUCUUUCUCACUCAGAGUUUAAAGAACAGGUGUUACCUGUGUUACAGAAGUCUCUUCUUCGCAGUCCUGAAAAUGUGAUUGAUACCAUUUCUUCCUUAUUUUCAUCUGUUAACCUUGAUCUUAGCCAGUAUGCUGAGGAACUAGGCAAAGGUCUUGCAGGUCAAUUAAAAUCAAACAACACUCAGCUGAUGGAUGGUGCUGUUGUUGCCCUUCAGAACCUUGCACAUCAGUGCAGUGACCCAGCAGCAGUAGAAACCAUGGGAAAACACUUAUUUGCAAUUUUAGGAGGGUCUGAGGGAAAACUGACAGCUGUGGCCCAAAAGAUGAGUGUACUCUCAGGCAUUGGCAGUCUCAGUCACCAUGUAGUAUCUGGAAACUCCUGUCAAGAACUGAGUAGGACCAUUUCAGAACUAUUCAUCCCCUUCCUUCAGCAAGAAGUUCAUGAGGGAACCUUGAUACAUGCCAUAGCCAUACUGACUCUGUGGUGUCAGAAGUUCAACACAGAUGUUCCUAAGAAGCUUGUUGAAUGGUUUCAGAAAGCUUUAGUUCUAAAGACCAGCACCACUGGAGUAAGGCAUUCGUACCUUCAGUGUAUGCUUGUGUCGUUCCGGGGUGAUACUCUGCAGCAGGCUUCGGAACUGUUACCUUUGUUGAUUCAAACUGUGGAGAAAGCUUCAUCACAAACCUCUCAGAUAAAUGUGUUGGCAGAAGGGUUGGCAGCAGCUGUCCUUAUCUGCAGGCUGUCUGUAGUUGAGACCAAGCAUGAAGCCAAGCUAAGCACUUUCUGGCAAUUGGUAACAGAUGAAAAGAAACAGAUUUUUACUUCUGAGAAGUUUAUAACCUCUGCAACUGAAGAUUCGCUGUGCACAUUAUUGCAGUUGAGUGAAAGGCUUCUUCUUGAUCACAUUCAUCGACUCUCUGAUAACAAAGCUCAACCAUACUAUCGUGCUCUGAUCAGCAUCCUGCUAAAUCGCUCAUGGAAAGUACGCAAGCUGUCUCGUCAAACUAUAAAAAAGUUGCUAGCAUCCCUUGGUGGAACGAAACUGGUGAAGGGCUUUUUGAUAGAACUGAAAUCUGUUCUGAGUUCUAACAAGCAUCUGAUAUCAGACAUACAUGUAACAGAAUCAGAGGAUUCACCAGAACUGGGAAAAUCACAGCUGUCUCCUAGAAUUCUGCAGGAAGCACUUUAUGUAUUGACGCACGUGCCCGGACUGGAGUCAGACUCUAUAGAGGCAGACUAUUUGGCGCAGAUGCUCCUUGUUCUUGCAAAUCAUCCAUCUCUUAUGCCUGCAUACUCUGGCCUCUGGGCAGACCUCCUGCAGAAGAUGAAAAUUGACCCAAACCAGUUCAUUAAUAAACACUUUGAUGAUUUUGUUCCUUUAAUUACAUCAAAGGAUGCACUAGACCAGGCUGCACUGAAUGCUGCAGGCUCUCUGGCUAGUCUUUCUCCUGGAAAAGUUCUCCCCCGUCUGAUUGGGAUCAUCACUGAAUCUCUGCAGAAUCCUUCUUUGUGCCAGGUGACACGGGAGGAGUAUGCAAUAAUGCAAACCCCUGAUGGAGAGCUGUAUGACAAGUCUAUUAUACAAAGUGCUCAACAGGACAGCAUGAAAAAAGCAAACAUGAAAAGGGAGAACAAAGCAUACUCCUUCAAAGAGCAAAUCAUAGAACUGGAGCUAAAGGAGGAAAUAAAGAAGAAAAAGGGCAUAAAGGAAGAACUGCAGUUAACAAGUAAACAGAAGGAAAUGCUGCAGGCUCAGAUGGAGAAAGAGAAUCAGAUCCGAAAGAGACUUAUAGAGUUGGAUAGAGAAUUGGAAAACGCCCUUCGACUUCUAGAUUCUGUUUUACGGCAAAACCCUUCUGGUCUUUCUCAGCACAUUCCAGCUCUGACUAGUUCAUUUCUACCUUUACUUCAGUCUCCAUUGGCUGCUCCUCGAAUUCAUAAAACCUUUGUGUCUUUUGCUAGCUGUGUUAUUCCAGCCCAUUUGAAAACAUUUGGUACCUUAGUUGCCUACGUUACCCUCCGCUUGCUGAAACCAGAGUGUAGCCUGGACCCUGCAUGGUGUCAGGAAGAGCUGUCAGUUGCGGUAAAAAGAGCAGUCACUCUCUUAUAUUCAUAUACAGUACCGAAACGCAAGGGUGACCCAGGUGUUUCCCCAUUAUCCGCUCCUGUAUUUGCCUUCAUAUUUCCACUUUUGAAAAUGGUUCUGAUGGAAACUCCCAAUAACAGUCAAGAGAAUGAAGAGCUUCUGGUUCAGACAUUGCAAAUCAUCACUGAACAUUCACAGCUAAGAUCUAAUACCAACAAAAAUGACAUUGUGGAUGAGAAUGGCCCAGAACUGUUGCCACGUAGAGACAUGCUCCUUCUCCUUACCAGGGUGAUAGGGACAGCCUCCCCACAAUUACAGGUCAUGGCUUCCAAUACACUGACAACACUAUGUACAAGCAGUGGAGGAGGGGAAGGGUGCACAUAUGCAGAGCAAGAAGAAAUUGAUGUUUUGUUGCAAGCGCUUCAGUCCUCUUGCUCAAGUGUGCGAGAUGCUGUUUUAAUGGGACUUAUGGAGCUUAAGAUGGUGCUGCCGACACCAGACACUGAUGAGACAAACGGAUUGAACUUGUUGCACAGACUCUGGGUGGUGAAGUUUGAUGUUGAAGCUGAAAUUAAAGAACAAGCUGCAAAGUUUUGGGAAACAUUAGGGUUGGAAUUGCAGCCUGAACUCUGCUCCCUCCUUAUUAAAGAUGUUAUUUAUCAUGAAGAAGCAGUUAGGCAAGCAGGAGCAGAUGCAUUGUCUCAUGCAGUUGGAGAAUAUCAGCAUCAAGCUACUCCUGUCAUGAACAAACUGAUUGAGAUCUAUCAUGAGAAGCUCUAUAGACCACCUCCUGUAUUAGAUGCACUAGGAAGAGUGAUUUCAGAAUCUCCUCCUGACCAGUUUGAAGCAAGAUGUGGCAUUGCUCUUGCUCUGAACAAGAUGGCCCAGUAUCUAGAUGGCUCACAAGUUAAGCCACUUUUCCAGUUUUUUGUCCCUGAUGCACUUAAUGAUCGAAAUGAAGAGGUCAGAAAAUGCAUGUUGGAUGCUGCGUUGUCUGCUCUCAAUGCUCAUGGGAAGGACAGUGUUAAUUCUCUAUUACCUGUGUUUGAAGAAUUCCUAAAGAAUGCCCCCACUGAUGCUAGCUACGAUACUGUAAGGCAAAGUGUUGUUAUCCUUAUGGGCUCAUUGGCAAAGCACUUGGAUAAAAGUGAUCCCAAAGUUAAACCAAUUGUUGCCAAGCUAAUUGCAGCAUUAUCUACUCCAUCACAACAGGUUCAAGAAUCUGUUGCCAACUGUCUACCACCCCUUGUGCCAGCUAUUAAAGAAGAUGCUGGAGGAAUGAUUCAGAAACUUCUGACCCUUCUUCUAGAAUCUGAUAAAUACGCAGAACGUAAAGGUGCUGCCUAUGGACUGGCAGGACUAGUAAAGGGGCUAGGAAUUCUUUCCUUGAAACAGCAAGACAUGAUGACAACCUUAACUGAUGCCAUUCAAGAUAAAAAAAAUUUCCGGCGUAGAGAGGGAGCACUCUUUGCAUUUGAGAUGCUUUGCAAUAUGCUUGGAAAGCUUUUUGAGCCAUAUGUUGUUCAUGUAUUACCUCACCUUCUGCUGUGCUUUGGAGAUGGAAAUCAGUAUGUGCGAGAGGCUGCAGAUGAAUGUGCCAAGGCUGUUAUGAGUAAUCUAAGUGCCCACGGUGUUAAGCUUGUUCUGCCAUCACUACUGGUUGCUCUUGAGGAGGAAUCCUGGAGAACCAAAGCCGGGUCUGUGGAAUUGUUGGGCGCAAUGGCCUACUGUGCUCCAAAACAGCUAUCAUCUUGCCUUCCAAAUAUUGUGCCAAAACUCACAGAAGUGCUGACUGACUCGCAUGUGAAGGUUCAAAAAGCUGGCCAACAGGCAUUGCGCCAGAUUGGCUCAGUAAUACGCAACCCUGAAAUAUUGGCCAUCUGCCCUGUUUUGCUGGAUGCACUGGCUGAUCCUUCAAGAAUGACACAAAAGUGUCUACAAACUCUACUGGACACAAAGUUUGUGCAUUUUAUUGAUGCUCCCUCUCUUGCACUGAUUAUGCCCAUUGUGCAACGGGCAUUUCAGGACCGGUCCACAGAUACCAGGAAAAUGGCAGCGCAGAUUAUUGGAAAUAUGUAUUCUCUAACAGACCAAAAGGAUCUGGCUCCUUACCUUCCCAGUGUCAUCCCUGGACUUAAAGCUUCUUUAAUAGACCCUGUUCCUCAAGUUCGUACAGUGUCAGCAAAAGCUCUUGGUGCAAUGGUUAAAGGAACUGGGGAGUCUUGUUUCCAGGACUUGCUGCCUUGGCUUAUGGAGACAUUAGCAUCAGAUUACAGCUCUGUGGAUCGCUCUGGUGCUGCACAAGGUCUUUCUGAAGUUAUGGCUGGUUUAGGAGUUGAGAAACUUGAUAAGCUUAUGCCAGAAAUUGUAGCAACCGCCAGUAAAGCAGACAUUGCUCCCCAUGUCCGUGAUGGUUACAUAAUGAUGUUUAUUUAUUUGCCAAUUACCUUUGGUGACAAAUUCACACCUUAUGUUGGACCAAUUAUUCCAUGCAUCUUAAAGGCACUGGCUGAUGAAAAUGAAUUUGUGCGUGAUACUGCAUUACGUGCUGGACAAAGAGUUAUAACUAUGUAUGCAGAAACAGCUAUUGCACUCCUUUUACCACAGUUGGAGCAGGGUCUAUUUGAUGACCUUUGGAGAAUAAGGUAUAGUUCUGUACAGCUGCUUGGGGACCUUUUGUUUCAUAUCUCUGGAGUAACAGGAAAAAUGACAACAGAAACGGCCUCAGAAGAUGAUAACUUUGGAACAGUGCAAUCAACCAAGGCAAUCAGAGAAGCACUAGGAGCAGACAGAAGGAAUCGUGUACUAGCUGGGCUGUACAUGGGACGGUCAGAUACACAACUUGUAGUGCGGCAGGCAUCAUUACACGUUUGGAAAAUUGUGGUUUCAAAUACUCCUCGCACUUUAAGAGAAAUUUUACCAACCUUGUUUACAUUACUUCUGGGCUUUCUUGCAAGUACUUGUGCAGAUAAGCGAACGAUUGCUGCUAGAACACUGGGCGAUCUUGUUCGGAAGUUAGGGGAGAAAAUCCUUCCAGAGAUAAUACCUAUAUUAGAAGAGGGUCUGAGAUCUGAUAAGAGUGACGAAAGACAGGGCGUGUGUAUUGGGUUAAGUGAGAUCAUGAAAUCCACAAGCAGAGAUGCAGUAUUGUUUUUCUCUGAGUCUCUUGUACCAACUGUAAGAAAAGCAUUGUGUGAUCCACUUGAGGAAGUCAGAGCAGCUGCUGCAAAAACCUUUGAGCAGGUACACUCCACAAUUGGCUACCAAGCACUUGAAGAUAUUCUGCCAUUCCUCCUUGAACAGCUGAACGAUGAAGAAAUGUGUGAUUUUGCUCUGGAUGGACUUAAGCAAGUUAUGGCUGUGAAGAGUCGUGUUGUACUGCCUUACCUAGUACCCAAGCUGACUUGCCCUCCAGUAAACACACGAGUCCUGGCGUUUCUGUCUUCGGUGGCAGGUGAUGCCCUGACAAAACACUUAAAUGUCAUUCUUCCUGCUGUGAUGUCUGCUUUGAAGGCACAUCUGGGAACAGAGGAGGAGCAAGUGGAGCUGGCAAACUGCCAAGCCGUCAUCCUUUCAGUAGAGGAUGAUGUUGGACAGAGGAUUGUACUAGAAGAUUUACUGGAAGCCACCCGCAGCUCUGAUGUGGGAAUGCGACAAGCUGCUGCCAUUAUAUUAAAUAUAUUCUGUGCAAAGACAAAAGCUGAUUAUACAGCACAUCUCAGGAGCCUGGUGUCUGGACUUAUGCGGCUUUUUAACGAUAGCAAUGAGGUGGUUUUGAAUGAAAGCUGGGACGCCCUCAGUGCCAUUACCAAAAAACUCGAUGCUGGCAGCCAGUUGAUGCUAAUUGAUGAUCUGCACAGAGAUAUCCGCAUGGUGGGGAAUGACUCAAAAGGAGGUCAUGUACCAGGAUUUUGUAUUCCAAAGAAGGGUGUUACCUCAAUUCUACCUGUGCUGAGAGAGGGCGUUCUAACUGGGAAUCCAGAACAGAAGGAGGAAGCAGCCAAAGCCUUAGGUCUAGUGAUUAAGUUGACUUCUGCUGAAGCAUUAAAGCCUUCUGUGGUUGGCAUCACAGGUCCAUUAAUCCGUAUUCUCGGUGAUCGGUUUGCCUGGAGUGUUAAAGUGGCUCUGCUUGAAACCCUGAGCCUUCUUCUGGCCAAGGUUGGCAUUGCUUUAAAGCCUUUUCUUCCACAACUGCAAACCACAUUUACCAAAGCUCUGCAAGAUUCCAACCGUGCUGUAAGGCUCAAGGCAGCUGAUGCUUUGGGAAAGCUCAUUUGCAUUCACACUAAAGUAGAUCCACUUUUCACAGAGCUGCAAAACACUAUCCGUGUGUGUGAGGACUCUGGAGUCAGGGAAACCAUGCUGCAGGCUGUCCGAUUCAUUAUUCAGGGUGGUGGAGGAAAGAUAGAUGGAGCAAUCAGGAAAAGCUAUGUUACCUUGUUGCUUGGGAUGCUUGGACAUGAUGAGGAUGCCACCCGCAUGGCUUCUGCUGGCUGUCUUGGUGAGCUGUGUGCUUACCUACCUGAUGAAGAACUUUCUGUAGUACUACAGCAGCAUCUCUUAGCCGAUUUUACUGGAAUUGAUUGGAUGGUAAGGCAUGGAAGAAGCAUGGCAGUUGCUGUUGCUAUUAAUGUUGCAUCCAGAAGGCUCUGCACCCCACAGUUUAAUAGUAAUAUUGAAUCCGUGGUCUUCAGCAAUGCGACAGCAGACAGGAUUCCAAUAGCAGUGAGUGGAAUCCGAGGGAUGGGAUUCCUUAUGAAACAUUAUAUUGAGGCAGAAAAUGGAAACUUGCCUCCAAAACUAGUAACACUUUUCAUGAAGUGUCUUCAGAACCCAUGUAGUGAUAUUAAGCUUGUGGCGGAGAAGAUGAUAUGGUGGGCAAACAAAGAUCACUUGCCUCCUUUAGACCUCCAGGCUAUCAAACCAAUUCUCAAAGUGCUUUUAGACAAUACAAAAGACAAAAAUACCAGUGUGCGGGCCUACAGCGACCAGGCCAUAGUCAACCUGCUGAAAAUGAGGGCAGGCAAUGACCUAUUCCAGAAUAUUACAAAGAUACUGGAUACUGCUAGUUUAGAGAUGUUGAAUGAAAGCUCCCGCAGAUCUCUCAAGAAGAUUGCAGCUCAGGCUGACUCUACUGAACAGAUUGAUGAAACUAUUCUAACGUGAUGGAGACCAUGUGCUUGUAUGAUUGUUACAUGUCUGAACAUUCAUUUAAUGGUUUCGUUUUUGAAAAUGCACUCGUUGGGUAGUGCAGGAAUAUUGGCUUACUAUUGUUUCUUUUUAAUUAAAAGAAUAAUUAAAAAUCAGUUUCUAUACCACAUCUACAACCAGUAAUUUAGUUACUGCAUAGAUAAAAGUGAUGCUUGUGAAAAAAUGGUUAAACACCUGGAAGAUUAGUGUUGAAAAUUUGUAUAAUGGAAAAAAAUGAAUGCUAUUUGCCCAAUAAAGAGUAAAUGCAAAAUUAAACCCAACUGUAAAAAAAGAUUACAGGGACUGUA
Xenopus tropicalis (tropical clawed frog) is the source of this 8425-nucleotide messenger RNA. RefSeq names its product GCN1, eIF2 alpha kinase activator homolog (gene gcn1). The record is from RefSeq and is a predicted model, not a curated record. Gene Ontology annotation, cellular component: cytoplasm. Lineage: Eukaryota; Metazoa; Chordata; Amphibia; Anura; Pipidae. The coding region runs from base 87 to 8093 and encodes 2668 amino acids. The transcript is spliced from 58 exons.